Messenger RNA from Brachypodium distachyon (stiff brome), 3199 nucleotides. RefSeq names its product TORTIFOLIA1-like protein 1. The transcript is spliced from 6 exons. The coding region runs from base 302 to 2950 and encodes 882 amino acids. Gene Ontology annotation, biological process: unidimensional cell growth; circumnutation; multicellular organism development. Gene Ontology annotation, cellular component: cortical microtubule, transverse to long axis. NCBI's taxonomy places the organism in Eukaryota, Viridiplantae, Streptophyta, Magnoliopsida, Poales, Poaceae. The record is from RefSeq and is a predicted model, not a curated record. Gene Ontology annotation, molecular function: microtubule binding.
CUCAUCCGUCGAGGCUCUGGAAAGAAUCUUGAACUCGUUCGCUCACUCCUCGUCUCCCACCACCCACCAUCUUCGCUCCCCAAGCCCCAAGGCGAGAUCUCAUCAUCCCAUUCCUAAAUCCGCCACAAAACCCACACCCAAACCCAUCGAUCGUUUCGAAAGCUCCCCGAACCCCACCAAAUCCACCUCAAAUUCGCCGCGGAAUGCGUCCAAUUGGAACCCAAAUCCCGCAUCCACCAAUUCAAAUCUGAAGUAGGUUCACACCCCCGCAUUCCCCAGAUUCUCAGGCGAAUCCGCCGCAAUGGCCACCGCGGUCUCCAAAUCCGCCACCAAAUCCCAUCCCAGGUCGCCCACCACCGCGCAGCCGCUGAACCCUGGCCCCGCCGCCGGGGCCGCUGGCGCGGCGCCGUCGAAGAACGCGGCGAUGGCGGAGCUCAAGUCCCGCGUGCUCUCCGCGCUCGCCAAGCUCUCCGACCGCGACACGCACCACAUCGCCGUCGAGGAACUUGACCGCUUCAUCCGCUCGCCGCCGUCCCCCGACGCGGUGCCCAUGCUGCUCCACGCGCUGGCGUCUGAAACCCAGGGGCUCGCCUCGCCAGCGCGGCGCGAGUCGAUACGCCUCCUUGCCACGCUCUGCGGAGCGCACCCCGACGCCGCCGCUCCUCACCUGCAAAAGGUCAUGACGCAUCUAGCGCGGCGGCUCAAGGACCCGGCCUCUGACUCGUCAGUGCGUGACGCGUGCCGCGACGCUGCAGGACAGCUUGCGGCGGUGUACCUCCGGCCGCUGGCUGCUUCAGCCGCUGGUGAGUCGGGAAAUGGAACCGUCGCGCUGUUCGUGAAGCCGCUCUUCGAGGUGAUGGGAGAGCAGAGCAAGACUGUGCAGAGCGGGGCUGCGGCCUGUCUGGCAAAGACGGUGGAGGGGGCAGGACCCGGACCUGGGGUUUUGGGGAUGUUUGGUAAGCUUGGUUCGAGGGUCUUCAAAUUGGUCGGUGGGCAGGGCGUGCAGGCCAAGGGGGCACUGCUCAAUGUCAUCGGAAGCUUAGCUCAGGUUGGAGCGAUCAGUCCCCAGAAUAUGCAGCAGACACUCCAAAGUAUCCGCGACUGUCUUGAGAACAGUGAUUGGGCUACUAGAAAAGCAGCAGCUGAUACAUUGUGUGUCCUGGCAACCCAUUGUGGACGCUUGAUUGGUGAUGGAGCUUCUCCAACCAUAGCUGCUCUUGAGGCUUGCCGUUUCGAUAAGGUAAAGCCAGUCAGAGAUAGCAUUAUUGAUGCAGUGCAGCUGUGGAAGCAAUUGACAGGAGAAGAUACAGAUGAUGGUAAAAAUAAAGAGCCAAAUGGUAGUGAAGGGAAGCUAGAUUCGCCUACCAACAACGAGAAAGCAAAGGGCAGUAGCAUAGCUGAGAAAGCAGCAGUUCUCUUGAAGAAAAGACCUACAUUAACUGACAGGGAAUUGAACCCUGAAUUUUUUCAAAAGCUUGAGACACGAACAACCGAUGACUUGGCUGUUGAGGUGGUAGUACCACGCAAGACUCUACAUUCUCAUUUACAAAGUGAAGAUGAUCUAGAAGAAGCAGAUGGCGAUGCUGGUCCAGCUAACAGCAAUGGAUCUGCAGAUGAUGAAGGGAGUCUGACUCAAGUUCGUGCAAACUCUAAUUUUCAUAGUAUUCCAAAUAAAUGGGCUGGCCAAAGAGGAAAUAGAAACAAAGAUGCAAAGGUUAAGGCAUCUGAUGCUGAAGAUAGGAGUGAAACCAGUGCAAAAGAUUCUGUUUCUGCAACAAUGAUGAUCCCUGGAGAAGGUCCUUUCAUAAAUAAUAAAACAAACUGGUUGGUAAUACAAAAGCAGUUAUCGCAAUUGGAGAGACAGCAAACAAGUCUCAUGAACAUGUUACAGGAUUUCAUGGGGGGCUCUCAUGACAGCAUGGUUACUCUAGAGAACAGAGUGCGUGGUCUUGAGAGAGUUGUCGAGGAAAUGGCUCGGGAUAUAUCACUAUCAUCAGGCAGGAGAGGUGGUGGUGGAACACUGGGCUUCGAUUCAUCUCCUGGCAGAUCGUCUGCAAAAUACAAUGGUUUUCAUGAAUACUCUAAUUCAAAAUUUGGGAGGGGCGGUGAUGGACGGAUGGGAUUUGCAGAUAGGUAUUUUUCUGCAGAUGGUUCAGGUGUAAGAAGCCCAUCUCGGAGACCAGAUUCUGAACAAUGGGAUUCAUAUGCUUAUUCUGGAUCAAGAGGUGGAAUGAAUUCCAGGAGAGGGUUAGAUUCUUUUUCAGAUAGUAGGGUGCCUAGAAAUGGUAAUGAUCAAGCAGGUGCUAGGCGAGGAUGGGAUAAAGGACAGGGGCCAUUUAGGUUUGGGGAGGGACCUUCUGCUCGUAGUGCAUGGAGAGCCUCAAAAGAUGAAGCGACACUGGAAGCUAUUAGAGUGGCUGGUGAAGAUAAUGGAAGUUCAAGGGCUGCUGCAAGAGUUGCUAUUCCUGAACUGGAUGGAGAGGUUUUGAAUGAUGGCAAUCAAGGGGAUGGAAGAGGCCCACUUUGGGAGUCCUGGACUCGUGCGAUGGAUGCUGUUCAUGUUGGUGACAUGGAUUCCGCUUAUGCUGAGGUUCUUUCAACUGAAGAUGCUGAACUAGUUGUAAAAUUAAUGGAGCAAACAGGACCAGUCGUUGACCAACUAUCCAAUGAGGUUGCAAAUGAGGUCCUACAUGCCGUCGGUCAAUUCCUUGUAGAAGAAAACUUCUAUGAUAUAGCUUUGAGCUGGCUUCAGCAGUUGACUGACCUGGUAAUGGAAAACGGAUCUGACUAUCUUGGAAUCCCUCGAGAUGCAAAGACUGACCUCUUAUUUGGACUUCAUGAAGCUACCGCCAUCGAGCUGCCAGAUGAUUGGGAGGGGGCAACACCGAUCCAGAUAAUGAAGCAGCUAGCCUCAUCAUGGCGCAUCGACCUUCAGCAGCUUAUCAAUUAAGGACAUUGGUUAUUCAUAUGAGUUGAUUUCAUUUGUUCAUUACCCUACCCCCCCCCCCCCCCCCCCCCCCCCCUCUUUUCUCUUUUUGCCCUGUGGCUAUCUAGGAGUCUAAUGAUCAGAUAUGACAGAACGUGAGUAGAGGAGCGGAACUGUGUUGACAUGGUUGGUGUUGUCGAGUGAUAUUAUGUUCAUAUUGUUUUCACCGCUUCUUUCCUUUUCUUAAUUUGCGGAAUCAUUUUUUGCAUUCUA